Messenger RNA from Terrapene triunguis (Three-toed box turtle), 5675 nucleotides. Its product is annotated as A-kinase anchor protein 11-like. Gene Ontology annotation, biological process: intracellular protein localization. The record is from RefSeq and is a predicted model, not a curated record. Gene Ontology annotation, molecular function: protein kinase A binding. Gene Ontology annotation, cellular component: cytoplasm. NCBI's taxonomy places the organism in Eukaryota, Metazoa, Chordata, Testudines, Emydidae. The coding region runs from base 1 to 5613 and encodes 1870 amino acids. The transcript has 9 exons.
AUGAAGACCGCUUUUCUGGUGGCAAUCACUUCCACAAAGAGGAUUGCAGAACUUCAGUCUCUCCUGGCUAACAAGGUUUCCCUUAAGCCACGCCAUAAGGUCAUGACUAAGGAUUUCACUGAUGGUGUACUACGCUCUGUGAAAUCAUUGCUACAGAGCAGAAAAGAAUUAUGUAACGUGUCCGCUGAAGACUGUUUAAGGCAGGAGGAACAGGACAAUUUUAUUGAGGACAAAAAUGGUGGGAUUUCUGAGUAUCUAACAAAAUCUAACAAGAUACAAGAGAGUAACCUCAUUGUCAAGAUCUUGCAGGGCAUAUUAGAGAUGAUAGUGGCCUUCAUGAAAUUUAAAUUUGCCUGUACAACCUAUACUACUAAGAAUCUCCGGGAUGCUGCUUCACAGACCAUCCCUGCUCAUUGUUUAGAAGCUAUUGACUCAAAGAUCAUUGUGAGCUCUGGGCGUCGAAAAUCAUCUGCCAAAUCUUCUGCUUCUCUGAUAAAUAUCUUGGGACUUAAAGAACUGUCUUCAUCUGUAAAGAAUUCAGUCACAACCUCUAUUUCUGAUCCUUGGAUACAGAGGAGUUUUUACAAGCCAUGUAAUUCCUCUGAUCAACAUGUUAAUGUUUUGCAUAAAACAUUGUUUUCUUCCUCUCCUGCUGAAUCAUCUGAGUCAGAUUGCUCCAGCCCUAGCCCUGUUAUCUUCUUAGAUGAAGAAGGGUAUCAAAAAAGCUUGAAGGCAAAACUUCAGCUACCAAAAAUUCCAGUAGUGAAAGAUGGUAUAGAGGACUCAGACUCAGAAGUAAGUGAAUUUUUUGAUAGUUUUGAUCAGUUUGAUGAACUGGAACAGACUCUGGAAAGUACUUGUAAACUUAUAAGGGAUCCCAUCCUUGGUAACCCACCCCAGAAGAGAAAGAUUGCCCUUGAACAAUUGUAUUCUAAAACUACUACUAUGAAUCCUCAAAAAUUCAAGUUUGAUCGUCCCACUCUUCCAGCCAAUGUAAGGAAGCCAACUCCUCGUAAACCAGAAUCGCCCUAUAGCAACCUCUUUGAUGUUCCAGACUCCCCUCGGCCAGUGAAAACAGGAGAAGACAAUGGAAGUUUGUUCAGCCCUAUAAGAUCAUCAGCUUUCAGCCCACUAGGGAACUGUGCUUCAACUGAAUGUCUUUGUCGGAUGGAUAUCAAUGGAGAUGGGCUUAAUCAAAAUCAUGAUACACUUUAUAGUGAAUAUUCAGAUUAUGCAAACAGUGUUUCAUUUGAAAUACUGGGUUCUGUUUUUCAUUCUCCGUCUACAUCACUACAGAAACAUGCUGAAAACAUUUCCAGCCUUAAUAGGAUUGUCUCAAAAGAGGGAAAAGGUCAAAAUGCAGAACUCCAGAGGAAAACUUCUGACAAGCCAGAUAAGAAAGUUAAAUCUAAACACAAAUCACUAAUGAUUAAAGACAGCAUACAAAAAUUUGCAACAGAACUGGUUGAAAAAAGUUUUGGUAGUGCAUUUAAAGACUUACAAAAAGGAGUUUCUUCAUGCACCAAUGCACUGUGUCACUUGGCUGCUAGAUUGACUUCUUCAGUCUUUCAAAUGGCUUUUUAUGAGAUAGGAAGGCGGCGAGCCUUGUCACUGAAGGAACGUGCCAUUAAUGGGCUAGCAAGCUUUAUGGUCAGUGAAGCUAUAACAAGUGCUUUAAAAGAAAUGCGAUACGUAAAGAAACAAAUAUUUACUAACACAGUUGCAAGAUUUGCAGCAGACCUCACUGAGGAACUUAUUUUUGAGGGAAUCAUGGAAGUCUGCCAGUUUUCACAUCCAUCAACACCAACGACUGCACGGGAUUGGCCCUUUGAUUAUGAAGACAAAGUAGUGAGAUCAUAUGCCAAAGAUUUGUCUGAAUCUGUCAUUCAGGAAGCUUUCAUUGAAUUAUCCCAGGUUGAUGUUACCUUCACAACGCAAGCAGCAAUUAGUGUUUCCAUGGACAACAUAAAAUAUGUAAGUGCAGAAAGUACAUUGCAGUCAACACAGACUACCACUACUUUUCCUAAUUUUCAUGAUAAUGCACUUUUAGCAUUGAAUCCAAUACAAGAAACUGGAAAAGAAUAUACUGUACAACAAGCCUUGUUUUGUACUUCUGGUGUUGUAAGUUCAAUACCAGUGCCCUUAGCUGGAACAGCACUUUGUCAACAUCAGACUUCAUCUGAUGUUUAUAAGGCAAAAGUAUGGACUUGUCCGACAGCAGAUGGCAGUCUGAAAAUGUACAAAGACGCUACACAGCCAUAUUUUACAACAAAAAAGAGAGAAGAGGAAGUGGCUUCUCUUAGAAAUAUUUACCUGACUGCAGAUCACAGUGAAAGUAGUGGGCAAUGUUUUUUUAACCAGAAUGAUUUCAAACAAACAAACAACAAUCCCGGAGUGAAUAAUAUUUCAGAUUUAACAACUGGGCCAACAAGCAUCAACAGUUUCUCUGGAACAAUGGUAGAUAUGAUAGUAAAUGAGGCGUAUGAAGCAAUAACCUCAUCUGGGGUUACCAAAACAGUGGAGGAAUAUACAGAUUUUGUAACUAGAAAAACACCUCGUUGUCAGCGUGUUGGUGGAGAUAUCCCUAAGAAUACUUUUGCUGAUCAUUUGUCCAAGUAUAUUGUAAAACAGUCUGUAGAUGAAACUAAAUCUAUAUUCUCCCACACAAAUGAGACUGUAGAAUGUAAUGGAGGCUUACAGAUGAACACAGAUAACUGUAAAAAAGAACUGCGUAGUGCAGUAAAGAAACAAGAAUCUGAGAAUCACAGAUGUGUUCCUAUAAUUGUGGAACCGCAACAGCUGCCUCUGAAUAACCCACCUAAUUUUCUUGUUACGUCAGUUGACUCUGCUCAGUGUUUACUUUCAGUACCUAAAGAUUGUGUUCAGGAACGUAAAGGAAAUGAAGUACGUAGGUUUUCUUCAAGCACUCCACCUCCUUGUCCUACUGUGACUCUCGCUAGGUGUAAUGUAGAAGAGUUUACUGAUUCAGGAAGCUGUUCAAUAAAAUCCCAAAGUAAACUAUUGAAAAAACAUGAUAUGCAAAAAACAACGCUAGCUCCUUCAGCUUUUGGGCAGGAGAGCUGUUUUCUACAUGCAAGUAACCUUUCUUUGGUGAUGUUUGGCUGUGAAGAUUCUUUUCAGAUGGAAGAUAAAUCAAGCAUCAGAGAUGGAAAUGUCUGUGCAGUACCUGAUACACCACCACCAACUCCUUUAGUACCAUCUCAGACUAGUUCUGAAUGGAACCUAAGGAAGCUAACCAAGAAACUCAAGGGAGAAUUAGCAAAGGAGUUUGCACCUGCGACACCACCUUCUACACCUUAUAACUCAUCUGCUGCUGCCUUGUCUGCAACUGAACAUGACUCCUUGGAAAAGGAAGAGUUUAUGCUGAAACUCAUGCGAUCACUUUCUGAAGAAGUUGAAAGCAGUGAAGACGAAGAACACUCUGAAAUGCUUGUGGAGAAAACUGAACAUUCAGAGAAAACAGUACAGUAUGCUGAUCAUUUAGCUGGUCAUAUCAUUUCUAUGGCAACUGAAAUGGCUGCUUCCCAUUUAGAUGAUAAAACAAUUAAAAGAGAAGCUGACAGACACUGCCAAUUAAAUGCACAAAACAAAAUAUGUGGGUAUACUGCCUUUAUAAAUAUCCCAGAAGAAACUUUACAUUCGUUGUGGAAUUAUGCAGGUGAUAUGGCUGGAAAGGUUAUCAGUGAGGCUAAGAAGAUGAUAAAAUCAAGGCAUUGCAAGCUGCUGAGGUUGAAGCGGGUUAACUGUCAUGUAGAUUGUCUUUCUCUCAGAAAAGAUGAUAGAGACUGUAGGUCAAAAGAGGGGUGGUGUCCGGUAGUAAACCAGUGGUCCAGAGAGGUAGAUUCAUCCGUACUUUCUUUACCUCAGAGUUUAGGAACAACCGGUCUGACUUACAGGUAUCCAAGCUGUGAGAGCGUGACCGAUGAAUAUGCAGAUCACAUCAUUCGAGUUCUGAAAAGGGAAGGUGGCAACAGUGAGUUAAUAAUGGAUCAGUAUGCUAGUAGACUUGCUUAUAGAUCUAUAAAAUCAGGCCUACAACAAGCUGCCAGGAAAAUCAAACUGACAUACAACAGAAGAAUAUUUCCUGUACAGAACACACAGGUAAAUGGUAGGCUUGAGCUGUUCAAAAUAUUGAACAAAGAUAUGGAUACAAAAUGGCAAAUGAAAAGUGGUGUUCAUAGGUGUGGAGGCCAAGCCUGUGAAAUAAACAAUGUACACAGAACUGAAGGUACAGAGUUGUUACAUUUUUCUGAAUCCCUUGCUCAUCGUAUAACAUGUGAUGUCAGAAGAAAACUGAAAAUGUCAGCAGUUUGCUUGCCAAAAUCCUUAACAGAUUCCUGUCUGUAUAGAAAAUCUAAAUUUGAUGAAGCCACAGGGGACCGCCUUAAAACAACACUGUCUAAAACGGUUCUUCCUUUCUCACAAAAACAUAAACUGUAUCAUAGCACAGGCAAUUUAAAUGAAUAUGGCUACCGAGAAGGCAUCAUUCAAGCUAUAGAAGAGUAUGCUAGAAAAGUAGUGGAUGACACCUUAGAAAUGAGUUUGGAGUCUGCUGUUCUCCAAGCUGCUGAAAACAGAAAAAAUGGGGAUAGAUUCACUUACACAGAAAAGUUGUCUCCAUUUUCUGGAACAGCCUGCAGAUACUGUAGUAUGAAGGAAUAUCAGUAUUGUACUGGAAGUUCAUCUCCACACCUGCCUGGACAAGAACCCCUCCCUAGAAUCAGGCAGAUCCCCAAUUCAGGGUUGGGUGGUGUCUGUCAAAAAUCAAGAAUUUUUCACCUUGAUAUUCCCAAAAUUCACAUUGACAUGGAACAGAAGACAGUAUUUUCUGAGAAGGUGGUUGGUGCAGCUAUUGAGAAAGCAGAGAGAGAGCUGAGUAACACAAGUCUGACAGCUGAUAGUGGUAUUGGAUAUGGUGGAGUCAGCUUUGCUGAAAGCCUUACUACAGAAAUAAUGACUUCAGCUAUGACUAAUAUUGGUCAGGCUGUUAACAUAAGUUCUAUGGGAAGAGAAGGGUUUCACUCAGCUGAAUCUAUAGUUAGCCAGCAGAUGAGUCUCAGUAUUGGUGAUGAUAGCACUGGCAGCUGGUCCAAUCUAAGCUUUGAAGAUGAACAUCCCGAUGAGAGCAGCAGUUUCCUCCACCUCAGUGACAGUAAUGGUAACAGCAGUAGCUGGAGCAGUCUUGGUUUAGAAGGAGAUAUGUAUGAGGAGAAUUUAUCCUUUCCAACAUCAGACAGUGAUGGAACAGAAGAUAAAGAUGAAGACCCCAAGGAUGUUGUAGAAGGUGUGGGGCAGGUAGGAAAGGCAUUGCUAAUAGUGAAUGUUGACAUGGAACCACAUAUGGUGGACCCCCAGCUGAGAACGACCCUGCAGUGGCUGGCGGCUUCUGAAACAGAGGUGUCUGAGCUUCGUUUUCAUGACACUGCUACGAAGGAAUUCAUUCUCCUUUCAAAAAGACUGAGAGAGAGAGACUGGAAAGUGGGAGAUCUCUUGCAAGCAGUGCUGAAAUACUGUGAAAUGAUGGAGAAGAUGUCUGAUGGGGAUAGACUUCUGAAUAAACCUUUAUUUGGCUGGCUUCUGGAAAAUGUCUGAAAAAUCCAAAGACCCAAUAUUCUUCCCUUCAUUUCUCCUUUAGAAGGAGACAUGAAGGACAA